Closterium sp. NIES-67 is the source of this 2014-nucleotide messenger RNA. Lineage: Eukaryota; Viridiplantae; Streptophyta; Zygnematophyceae; Desmidiales; Closteriaceae. The record is from the annotation of a GenBank genome assembly.
ACACCUUCAGAUAGCCAUCUCAAGUUUUAGUGUUAUGUUGGAGAAUCCUGUGUGAAGAUCUUAGGAGUCAUGGAGGCCGAGCCGCAGGCAGGAAAGGAGGAGGUCCCAGGUAAGAUGGGUACCGGCGACGACGCGUGCGAGGUGCAGCAGGAAGCGGGUAUCGAAGAAACCGGCGACGAUGACGGGGGGGGUGGCGGCAAGAAGACGGGCUCGCUGGCUCCGUCUCUCCUCGCGCUUCACCCUUCCGGCUCGCCUGUCUUCACCACCGCCGGUGCCGCUAUCCGAGGCUUCGAUCUUAGUUCGGGUUCGGCGGUCGCGUUCAAGAGCGGAGACGGUGCGGAGCGAGCAGUGGCUCAUGCGGACGCCAUCCGAGCCGUCUGCGUGGACCCCACCGGCCGUGUCGUGGCGACGGCCGGCGACGAUAAGAUCGUCAACCUCUGGGUCAGGGAGAAUGCGUCGACGUUAAACAGCUGGAUCUGCUGCCAUAAGGAGAAGGUGCCAAAGCGGGUGAGCGCUAUGGGGUUCAACAGCGACGGCCGCUAUCUGCUCUUCGCUGACAAGUUCGGCGUCGUGCACGCCCUCGCCGUGCCUCCCUUCGCCAACGAAUCAGCGUCGACCAUCCCUUCGUCGAGCAACCAAUUAGCGAUGGAGACUGCGAAGCAGCUGCUGGGGCACUGCUGCAGCAUUAUCACGUGCCUCGCGGUUUCGCACGGCAGUCGCUUCAUCGCGACCGGCGAUCGGGACGGAAAGAUUCGUGUAGGUGUCCGUGUUUCCCGACCAUCCGCUGGAAGGCGCGCAUGAGAUUCAGAGCUUCUGUCUCGGACACACAGGUUUCCUGACAGCGCUAGCCUUCGUCGGCGAGCCCGCAUCAGCCAAGCGCUGCGAGACCGAUGGCACAGUCGCCGCAAGCGAUGGGUCGCAGCCGCUGCUUCUAUCCGCUGCCGCUGAUGCCACGGUUCGUCUGUGGGAUCCCCAAGACGGCCGCUGCCUGCAGGUGCUGCGCAUGCCCCCUCCGCCCGCGCCCGCACUGGGGGAAGGCCCCUCCCCCAUGGCUGUCGAUCCCGCGGAUGGGCGCGGAGAACUCGCGGAAGCUGAGGGGAAAGGCUCGGUGGAAACUGAGGGCGUAGCUAACUCUGAAGGAGAGGCAGGCGGGAGCAGAGGUGGAAGGACAGGGGGGGCAGCCGACGGCUUAUCGCUGGUAGCAGUGGCGGUCGACUCGAGUGGCUGCUUGGUCGCAGGCGCUGUUGCCGGCUCACCGCACGUUUGUCUGCUGCGCUUCGACCCUGCAGCACGCGCUCUGCAACUCGUUCAGUGGAUCACCCUCAAUGAUGGAGUGCCACCCACCAGCCUCGCCUUUUCUCCAGAUGGCAAGAUUUGGACGGUAGCUGGAGCUGCCGAGUCCCUUCCCAGCGAGGACAGCGUUGUGACGCCGGAAGCAGAGGCUGCAGCUGCUGCCACUGCGGCUCGCAUUGCCCUCGCUGCUGUUGCUCGGAUUCUUGUCCUGAGCCCUGCCCCGGCUGCUGCUGCUGCUGCCACUGAAGGUGCUACUGCUGGUGCUGCAGGUGCUGCUGCUGAUGCCGCUGGAGAUACCACUGGAGCAUUGAGGAGUUUAAACCAAGAGGAUUCAGGGAGUGAGAAGUAUCAAGUGUUGCCUGAUGGGGAAGUGCCAGGUGGCAAUGAUCUACUGGUUGCUCUGCAGGGGUCUGUGUUGGAAGAUGUGGCAGAUGCGGCUAGGGAGGCAGCCAAGGGGGCGGUGGAUGGGUUGUGGGGAGCGAUGAGGAAGAAAGACUAUGGGGAGGAUGAGAGGGAGAGCAGAAAGCGCCGGCGCAAUGACAAGAAGUCGAAGGCUGCGAAUUGAUUUGGGUUGGCUGAAGUGCAGGCUUCAGUUCAGACUGAUGUAUUUAGAUUACUAUUGUUGAGUUCUUUGACCCGUCAAUGUUACAUCAAGCUCGUACCUGCUUAUCAAUGAGCAAUUUGGGUACAGCUAGAGGAACCCUGCUACCAUCAAUUAUAA